Messenger RNA from Rotaria sp. Silwood1, 2616 nucleotides. Lineage: Eukaryota; Metazoa; Rotifera; Eurotatoria; Philodinida; Philodinidae. The record is from the annotation of a GenBank genome assembly.
AUGUCAUCUUCAACAUCAGAUUCAUUUUCAAAUGUUUCAUUAUUUGAUAAAGCAACCGGUUGUAUAUCUUAUAUUCAAGAAAAAAAAUAUUUUACAAAAAAGCGUUUUCAUAUUAUACGUCAAUAUUUUUUUCGAUUCGUUGGAAUAUGUGUUAUAUUAUAUUUUAGUUUUCAAUUACUUCUUUUAUUUAAUUUAAUUCUUCAAUUAAUAUUUCGUUUAUUAUUUCAAAUAUUAUCAAUUUUUAUAUUUGUUCUAUUUAAAUUUAUUCAAUUAUUUUUACCUAAAACAACUAGUUAUAAUAUAUUAUAUAUAUUAAUUGGAUUUUGUUCAAUUUUAUCAUUUUUUAUUGCUAAAUUUUCAUAUAAAAAUAUUGAAAUACGUCUUGGAAAACGUUACGAAUUAAUAAAACGUUAUUCAUUUAUUUUUACAUUUAUUGCUAUUCUUCUUUUACAAUCUGUAUUAAUUCUUUUACCUACUACUGUAUCGAUACAAGAACAACGGAAAUUAUCCUCGACUCCAGUUCUUUUCAAGCAAUCAGUAACAAAACUACCUGAACCAAAAGUUGUUGGAGCUACAGCACAAGAAAAUAUUAACAGAGGAUUGAAUGUCAGGAAACGAGAAGAACAAAUAUCAAUUAGUAGUGGAAUAAAGACAAAUGAGAAUGGCAAAAUUCCCGAUGGAAAACUAAUAAUUAAUCUCGACAACAAGUUGUCUUCUUCGUCUGGAAAUGAUUCAGAAAUUGAAUCUAGUGUUGAAGAUGAUCAUUCAUAUCAUACAAAGCAAGACAUAAACAUAGACGAAAAAUCAACUGUUUAUUUACGACAUGAGAUUUCUCCCGGUGAAGGAAGAAGAUCAUUAUUAGAACAAGAAUUAAACUAUUUUGUCGAUCCUGCUGAAGAAAUUAGUUCAAAAAUCUUCAAAAAAUCAUCUGAAUUUAUUCAAGAAAAAUCUAAACAAACUAAAGAAUUUCUACAUGACAUAUUAACAGAAGAAAAAAUAGAAUCAUUUAUUAAAUCCAAAUUAGAAAAACAUAAUAGAUUAAUAUUACAUCAAAAAUUAAGUAAUUGGCUUGAUGAAGCUUGGAAUAUUUGGCAUCAAAUAAAACAUGAUUUUCAAAAACUUUUUUCUUUAACAACUAAACAUACACAAUAUUUACCUCGAUAUAAUGUUAGUUCAAUAUAUACAGCUUAUACUGAUCUUCAUUGUUAUGAUUAUAGAAAAAUAACUUAUCAUUAUUUUUCAUCUAAACAAAAAUAUAUCUACUUUCUUGAUACUUAUCGUCAUCAUUCACCAUUUCCUAUUUAUUUAUCCAUAUUAAAAUCCAAUGGACCUAAAUGUUAUCGUCAUUAUCCAAAUUCAUCAUGUGCAAUUGAUUCAAAAUUAUUUUUUUCAAAUUUCAAAGAAGAAUUAUAUCGUUUUACAUUAUUUUCGAUAAUUGUUAGUAUACCAAUUAUUAUUUUAUUAAUUAUUUUGAAAAAUUUUCAAUAUGGUCAAUAUCAUAAAAAAAAUAAACAAUUAUCAAAUGAAAAUCAACAAAUUAUAUCAAAUACAAUAAAUGAUUCAUUAUUAGAACAAACAUUUUCAAAUACAAAUAAUAAUAAUUAUCAUUUGUUAGAUGAAAAAAUUGCAAAAGAAUUAUAUUUAUGGCUUGAAUAUGAACAAAAUAAUGGAUAUCAAUAUAUUAGUGAAGCAUGUCGAAUGUCAUUAAAUAAUAUAUUUUCUAAAAAUAAUGAACAAUUGAACAUAGAAACAUUACAAUUUGCUAAUGCAGCAAUUCAUGAUGUUUCUCAAGCAUCAGUUGAAACGAUUGUUAUCCAUGCAGUACUUGAUAUAGUUCAUUUAAUUUUUAAUAUUGUUAAUACAGCAAAAUAUCAACAUUAUUCAAUUGAAAUACCAAAAUUAACUGGUGAACUUGAAAUUUUCUUGACUAGUUAUACUGAUAAAUAUUCAAUUGAAGUAAAAUUUAAACAAAUUCAAAUUGAUCAUGCUGAAAUUAUUGAUACGAAAAAUAUUUUAUCUUCUGAAGAAAAAGAGUCAUUUAUUAAAUUAUUUAAAGAAACAAUUCGACAAACUGUUGUUCAACUUUGUUGUAAUCUAGCACCAAAUAAUCAAGAAAAUGUUGUUAAUGAAUCGAAGAUUGAACCAUCUAUUCAACAAAUUGUACCGGAACUUUCUAAUGUCCGUCAGCCAUGUGCAACUCCACUUCUACCAACAAUUAUUGAAGAUAAUCAAUCAAUAUCGUGUGAAAAACAAGUAAAAAAAUUACUUGUUCGUAUUAUUAAUGCUGUUAAAUUACACGGUGUUGAACAACCAUUUUGUAUUAUUGAAUUAAAUCAACCUAGACAAACACAUCAAACAAGUAUUGCAAAAAAUGGUCUUAAUCCCUAUUGGAAUGAAUCUUUUCUAUUCGAUAGUAAUGAUAAAAGUAAUCAAAUACAUUUAAAAAUUAUGGAUCGUAAAAAACCAAAUAAAAAACACAAUACUUCUAUCAUUGACAAAAUUUAUGCUGACGUGUCUAUCCCAUUUUCUUAUAUAACAAGUGAGGUUUAUAAACACGAUAUACGAAUAACACCUCAGUAUCCUGAUUCAACCAUUCAUAUCGAGGUAAAAAUUUGA